Messenger RNA from Dermacentor andersoni, 1638 nucleotides. RefSeq lists its product as uncharacterized. Lineage: Eukaryota; Metazoa; Arthropoda; Arachnida; Ixodida; Ixodidae. The record is from RefSeq and is a predicted model, not a curated record.
AUGCGAAACAAAACUAUCACUGACCUGCGCGUCGGACAAGGCGUGUUCGGCUACCGCGACGAUGACUCCAACGCGCUCUUUGCCAGCUACCUUGCGAAAGAGGACUCAGCGGUGCGAAAAUUGACGCUCAAAUCGAAUCGCUAUUCCGACACGGACUUGCUAUUGAGAGAACUGAUCGAUGCGUUUUGCAAGAUGACUUCUUUGGAGGAACUGAAUGCGGACAUCGUUGUGAUGACUCCGGAAUUCGUGGGUGUGGUCAGCCUCUUCGCCGAAGUGGUCCUUCGGAGCGCCAGACUGCGGAGCCUGAGGUUACCUUCGACGUUCUGCGACUGCUGUGGCUCAUUCAGCUACUUUGGUGUCUACACUCCAGAUCCCAAAGCCGCGCAAUGCAUGAAGCCCUGGCUUGCAGCCCUGCGAAGACCAAACUUGCCGCUCAGCAAGCUGUGCAUUGACUUGCGGUGCUUCGGCGAAGCUGAGUGCCACGCCUUCUUCAACGCAGUUGCGGAAACAGACGCUCUGAAGUCGGUGGUCGUUCUCUCCUUGCCCGGAAUCGACCGGCCGGACAGAGUGUGCUCCACCAUCCAGGAGCGAGGACUGAACGACCGAGUGGUCAUCCAGUGGCAUUACGCGCGCGAAACGAAACGGCUGCAGCAGUGCCCGCAAAUCAGCAGCGUAACCGUCAGAGUGAGGCAUUUGAUGCACAAUGACAUUUCUGCUUUUCAGACAGUUAUCUCAGCUCUAGAAGCGGUGGGUGGCUGCGCUCACAUAACGUCGCUCCGGCUUAACUGCGAUUAUUUCAAUCGCAGUGUGUUCUCCGCCUUGGCGGCAUGUAUAAGAGCUGCGUCCAGGCUUACUGAUCUAAACAUAAACUUCGGUCCCGUUUUUGCCCGUCUGAGAAAAGAGGAUCGCGAGGUGCAGUCGGAACUAGUGAGAGCGCUGGCCUCCAAUCUCAACCUAGUCAGAGUCAACGUCAAGGGAGUACUGCUGGCCAAGGGCGACUUCAAGCGGCUCGCGUAUGGUGCCAGCAAGAGCCUAAACCUCACAGAAUUCGCCAUGACUCCCGCCUGUAUCUUCAGCGCCAGGCAUGGUAAAGCGCAUGGAGCAUUGAAGUGCUGUUGGGUCCACAGGGCCAAUGCCUGGACGGGAGAAUCCAUCGAGAACAUCGCUCUGGCCGACAUCUUGGAAACGACCAGACGGAAUGCCUCUGCCGUCUUGGCCGCAGCUCAGUUUGUGUUUGGCGAGGAAGAUGGCGUCGAAGGCGCUCGUUCUAUCGAGCUGAUGCACGACCAUCCUCGUCUGCUCGAAAUGGUGAGCGAAGGCGCUGACGUCACCAAGGGCGACGCCAGGGAGAUGAUCAGCAGCGCCCUGCUUCGUGUUCGCCACUUGAGCCUCGACGAGUUUAUGAGAAUGACCGGCGUCGUCAAGGAGACAGCGGAAUGCCUUGCAGAUCCUGGUGCCAGGCGUCAGCUCUGUGACCUGAACCACGAUUGCUGGCUGCACAUCCGCCGCUUCCUGAAGAUAGCGGACGUUCUGCAGCCUCGAGCCGAUCUAUGUGAAAAUGGCUGGAAGUCACCGUCUGCAGAGCAGACCUUUCAAGUACAGGAAUAGAAGACAGGGCAUGUCCCUAUGACGUCGACG